Molecule: messenger RNA, 1981 nt
Organism: Planococcus citri (citrus mealybug)
Lineage: Eukaryota; Metazoa; Arthropoda; Insecta; Hemiptera; Pseudococcidae
Product: gamma-glutamyl hydrolase-like
Exons: 6
Coding region: 214-1164 (316 amino acids)
Biological process (GO): tetrahydrofolylpolyglutamate metabolic process
Cellular component (GO): vacuole
Molecular function (GO): gamma-glutamyl-peptidase activity
Source: RefSeq, a predicted model, not a curated record
UCAGCUCUCAUACAUGACCUGGCUUGAUACUGGGCAACACUCGAAAAAUUUUCGGUCCAGAAAUUUGGCACAUUGUUUUAUAGUGAACCUUUCUUUUAAUCAUAAACGUUUCAAGAUUGUCAAAAUCGCGAAAUAAGUUAUUACAAUUUUUCACCACAAUUCAAAAUUUUUUUGCAAAUUAUUUCCAAGAUUAUUCGGUAACGUGGUUCGACAAUGAUCGACAUGAAAUUGUUAAUUUUCCUUUUAGUAUUACUAAAAUGUAGUUCAGUUUACUGCACCACGAGACCAGUCAUCGGAAUGAUGGCUCAAGAAUGGGCCAGAUACAAUCCAGGAGGCUCAAUGGAUCCUGCUGGAAAAUUAUUCAUAGCAGCAUCUUACGUUAAAGCGGUGGAAAGUUCGGGAGCAAGAAUAGUUCCAAUCUUCACCAAUCAAUCUUAUCAUUAUUACGAACGUAUGCUAUACUCGGUAAAUGGAUUAAUGGUACCAGGAGGCUCCAAUGAAAUAGAACCCGGAUGUCCAUAUUACGAUGCUUUUGUGAUUAUCGUCAAAAUAGCUAAAAAGAUGAAUGAUGAAGGGAUUUACUUCCCAAUAAUGGGCGUCUGCUGGGGAUUGGAGGCAUUUUUCACGAUGGACAAUAACCAUACACUUUUACAAACCACCUGCGACGCUUAUCAUCAAAAUUAUGCCCUCCAUUUCGAGCCUAAUUUCAGGCAAAGUUUAUUAUAUGCCGAUAUCGACUACAAGUCAUACUCUCGUUUGAAAUACUUUCCAGCAACUGCUCACGCUCACGAUUGGUGCACAACCAAACGUAACUUCACCAAGGCAGGUCUGUCAAAAUACUGGAGAAUUACUUCAACCUGUAUCACUUCACGAGGACUGCAAUUCAUAGCAAGCGCUGAACACAAAAAAUAUCCUUUUAUCGUUCUUCAAUUUCAUCCAGAAAAGCCAACGUUCGAAUGGGAGGAAUGGUGCAACUUGCCUCACAAUCCCUCCGUUGUUCAAGCCAAUCGCAUUUUUUACGAUGUGCUGGUGAAACUCGCUAAACUCAAUUUUAACAAGUUCAGAACCAAAAUCGAAGAGAGAGAUGCUCUGAUUUUCAAUCACAAUCCGUAUUUUCCACUCACCGACCCUUCAGUCCAUACUCAGGUGUACAUUUUCAACUAGGUAGUUUCGAACUUCCAAGUCUAAGAUAAUUUUUCCACUGAUAAGAUUCAAAGAUUAUACUUGAACGAUAAUAGACAGCAGGCACUCGUGUUUCAACUACCAUCCUACCAUACCUUUAUGUAGACAGUAUAAACCACUUUUCACUCCAACGAGGUCAUAUUUUGUACUUGUUCGAAUUUGUGAGCUGUGAUCACGGUUACCUAAAAGAAGAAAAACCAACUUUGGAAAAUUAUUUCGAAACCUACACCUACAGAAGUGCUGAACGUGGUGAAAUCAAUUCUAGAAGAAGAUGGUAAAAAAUUAAUCCUAUACUUCCUAAAUUUGAAAAAAAUUAUAUCGGAACAGGUGCAAUACAUAAAAUGUUAACUAACCUCAAGAUACGUACAAUCAAAGAAGUUAGUCACUUUGCUCUUUUUAUCUAACAGUGGUGUAAAAUUUUUAAAAAAUUGUUACGACUCUCUCCUUCUUUAUUUACUUACCUACCUACAGACAAGUUAAUCAUUUAUGAAUCUAGUGACGAUCAAAUGCUACGUAAAUCAUCAUAAAAAAAAUUUCAAAACUAUAAUUAUUUCAAUUACCUACACGUAAAAUGAAAUUUUGAAAUUUUUUUCAAAUUAAUUGAAGAUUUAGCAAGCAUAAAAUAUCGUCAAUGAUUAAACAAAAUGCACAUUUAAUUUCGGAUCACCCUGUGUCACUGUAGUCAGUAUUAUUUAAGCACAUUUUAUUGAUAAAUACUCUAGGUUAAUUUUUUAUUUUUGAAAUAAAUGAAAUGUAUCUAAAAAUAAGCAUUAAAUGAAUAAAUUUUCCUAGAAAACAG